Molecule: messenger RNA, 1571 nt
Organism: Neurospora hispaniola
Lineage: Eukaryota; Fungi; Ascomycota; Sordariomycetes; Sordariales; Sordariaceae
Product: kinase-like domain-containing protein
Exons: 2
Coding region: 140-1363 (407 amino acids)
Biological process (GO): protein phosphorylation; positive regulation of transcription by RNA polymerase II
Cellular component (GO): transcription factor TFIIH holo complex; cytoplasm; nucleus
Molecular function (GO): cyclin-dependent protein serine/threonine kinase activity; RNA polymerase II CTD heptapeptide repeat kinase activity; ATP binding
Source: RefSeq, a predicted model, not a curated record
UCUGCCGUUGACGCCCGACCUUCUCCUCCCAUCGAGGCCGUCUUUUCCCCGCGAUCUCUGGACUAAGUAAUCGACUGUUUUGGCAUUAUCACCUUACACCGUCCGCCCGAGGGUUGCAGCACCCGCGAGAACCAGCAAGAUGGCGAACUCCCCUCUUGUUGCGCGUCCGACCGAUGCGCUCCAGCCACCGAAAUCCCUUCCGCCAUCCAGCGGCGGCACCCCAAGCGGGGGACUUCCACGGUCGGCCCGGGGCCAGCAGAUCGCCGCCUUAGCCCGCCCGACUUUGGAUCUGAUGGAACAGAUGAACGAAGACGAGAAGAACAAAUACAUUAAGGGUAAGAAACUCGGUGAAGGUACCUACGCCAACGUCUACCUCGGCCACUCCCGUCUCGACUCCUCAACACAAGUCGCCAUCAAAAAGAUCAAAGUCCAAAAAGAAUACCAAGAUGGCAUCGCGCCCGACGCCAUCCGCGAAAUGAAGUACCUGCAAAAGCUUCGGGGCCACGCCAACAUCAUCAUCUUACAUUCCGUCUUUUCAUCCAAGGACCAGAACCUCAACCUCGUCCUUGAAUACCUUCCCCUCGGCGACCUAGAGAUGCUCAUCCGCGACGUCGACCACGUCCGCUACGGCGCCGCUGACAUCAAAGCCUGGAUGGGCAUGCUGACUCGCGCCAUCUGGUGGUGUCACGACAAUUACGUGCUGCACCGCGAUAUCAAGCCCAACAACUUGCUGAUCGCCGCCGACGGCGAAGUCAAACUGGCGGAUUUUGGUCUAGCACGGAGCUUUGCCGACCCCGGCGUGCGAAUGACGGCGAACGUGAUCACCAGAUGGUACCGUCCUCCCGAGCUGCUGUUCGGCGCCCGCCACUAUUCGGGUGCCGUGGACAUCUGGUCGGUGGGUCUGGUGUUUGCCGAACUCAUCAUUCGCGCCCCUUACCUGCCUGGUAACUCGGAGGUUGAACAGAUCGCCUUGAUCUGCAGGGAAAUCGGCACGCCGACGGAGGAGAACUGGCCUGGUGUUACGCAGCUGAAGGAGUACACGGUUCCCAGCGACGUGGUGCCCGUGGCGGGUAAGGACAAGUACAUGGGUCGGUUUGGCGCGGUCGGAUCCGAUGGCGUGGAUCUGUUGACCAAGACGCUGGUUUUGGAUCCAAGGAGGCGUAUCACGGCGAGGGAGAUGCUGGAGCAUAGGUGGUGGAAGGCAGAUCCCAAGCCGACGCCUAAGCAUGACUUGCCGAAGAAGACGGCAGGGGCCGAGGAGAAGUUGGCGGCGGAUUUGAAGAGACGGAAUGGUAUGGUGGAGGAUGAUGAUGUGCGCGGCUCCAAGGUCGCUAGAAAGUUGGACUUUGGCGCCGCGAGGUGAGAAGGCUUUGGGCGAGGGUUACAAGUAUGAUGGCAAGCAUUUCUGGACAAGGCAUUAUAUACUUAUGAAACGGAUACACUGGGUUGGAAAGGGUCACAUACAGUAUGCAUGCACGGCAUUGACAAUAUAGAGCAAGAGAAAGGCGUUUGGGCGCACCACACAUCUCAUCAGUCCAUAGACAUCAAAUCGGUUUUGAAUCACAUCCACG